Molecule: messenger RNA, 5800 nt
Organism: Larimichthys crocea (large yellow croaker)
Lineage: Eukaryota; Metazoa; Chordata; Actinopteri; Sciaenidae
Gene: ano11
Product: anoctamin 11
Exons: 25
Coding region: 253-2988 (911 amino acids)
Biological process (GO): chloride transmembrane transport
Cellular component (GO): plasma membrane
Molecular function (GO): protein dimerization activity; chloride channel activity
Source: RefSeq, a predicted model, not a curated record
UGCGCUGUGGUGUAUGUCUUGAUGUACAUCCUUUCUGCUGAAAUGCAGCAAAUCACCAGCUGGUGCCUGCUUGCUAGGUCCAUUACGGUAUUCCGCAUGCUAUCUAACGGUGGAGCAGAGGAGCUUGACGGAUGCAGAGAUAGAAAAGAGGGAGAGAACAAGAGAAGCACAGAUUCCUGCGAAUCCAGACCUUAACAGCAGCCUCAUUUUUACCACAGCAAAGCCACAAGAGCUUCGGUCAUCCUCCUCAUCAUGUUGAGGAAGGGCUCAGAGCUGCUGAAGGGAGACAGAGAAGUCCUCCUAGAUCUGGACUAUGGAGGUGAAGCACAAACCACAGACAGCUAUGGGAGUCUGCAGAACGGGAGCUUCAUCCCGCCGAGAUAUCUUUCAGCUGCAGCUGCUGAUGAAGAUGAGGAUGGUGAUGAUCCCAUUCAUAUUCACUGUAAUACAAAAAGUAACCAGCUGCCUCCACAGCUUGGGAAUUACUUCAGAGAUGGCAGAACCAAAAUCGACUUUGUACUGGUGUGGGAAAUUCGCUCCAGGAGGAAACGGCGAGGGAAGGGGAAGGUGACGGGUGAGGAUGGGGAGGCCGUGCCCACUGAGGACAACAGCAGGUCUGAACGAAAGAAAGCACAGCUGGCACAGUGGAGGGAGAAGUUUGUUCAGAAUCUGGAGAGUGCUGGAUUGCUUAUGGAGAAGGAGGAAACAGCAAACGAAAAGAAAACAAUACAUUUUCUGAAACUUAGUGCUCCUUGGGAUGUGUUGGUGUAUUACGCUGAGGAACUCUGUGUGAGAGCUCCAUUGCAGGCACAGCCAAAUCUGGACUUAAACACAUCUGCUCGGGUAAUGAGAAGACUAUGCAUACCUAACGUGAUGAUGGAGUCAGUGCCAAACAGGCCGCUAGACUAUUACACAUGUGCCUUUCGCAAGUCAAAGAUGAACAGGUUCCUUGGCUGUGACGACCAUGAAAACUACUUCACUAAUACACAGAGACACCGUGUUGUGUAUGAGAUUCUCGCCAGGACGGUGUACGGCAAAAGAAAGAGGGCUGAGGUUGGUGUGGACAGACUGGUAAAUGAAGGGGUGUACACAGCUGCUUUCCCCCUGCACGAGGGAACCUUUAAGCUUCCAAGGUAUGAGAUCCGUCCUGAUGAGCUGAACCAGAGACAGAUUCUUUACCACUACUGGGCACGCUGGUGCAAAUGGUACAAGUACCAACCACUGGACCACAUCAGGGAGUACUUUGGAGAAAAGAUUGCAUUCUACUUUGCCUGGCUGGGUUUCUACACAGCCUGGCUGCUGCCAGCGGCAGUGGUCGGAACCCUGGUCUUUGUUUCUGGAGUCAUGUCCAUGGGUACCAACACACCAGCCAAGGAAAUCUGUAACAGCGGAGCCAGUUAUCUGAUGUGUCCUCUGUGCAACACAUGCAAGGCCUGGAACAUGUCUGAUAUCUGCACCAUGGCCAAGUUGGGCUACUUAUUUGACCACCCAGGUACGGUCCUCUUCAGUGUGUUCAUGUCCUUCUGGGCCGUAACCUUCCUGGAGUACUGGAAGCGAAAGAUGGCCACCUUGGCUCAUCACUGGGACUGCAUGGACUUCCAUGAAGAAGAGGAGCGUCCUCGGCCGGAGUUUGCAGCCAUGGCCCCGACGAUGGAGCAAAACCCAGUGACCGGGGUCAAAGAGCCCUACUUUCCAGAGAAGACCAGGCUGUCCCGCAUGUUCACUGGCUCCAUGGUGAUCAUUAUGAUGCUGUGUGUGGUGAUGAUCUUCCUGGUGACAGUUGUCAUGUGCCGCGGUAUCAUCAGUGUGAUGAUGUUUCAUACGGGGAGCCCCGUCCUGCGUACAGAGGCAGGAACCAUUGCCAACAUCUCCAGCAGUAUUGUGAAUCUGGGUCUUAUCCUGUUGAUGGGCCGGGUCUACACUGCAUUAGCUGAACAGCUCACUAAAUGGGAGAUGCACAGAACACAAACCCAGUAUGACAACGCCUUCAUCUUCAAGGUGUUCAUCUUCCAGUUUGUUAACUUCUACUCGUCCCCUUUUUAUGUGGCUUUCUUUAAAGGAAGGUUUGUGGGUUACCCCACCAACUAUGGGACCUUGUUUGGGAUGAGAAACGAAGACUGUGGUCCGGGCGGCUGCCUCAUUGAACUGGCUGAGCAACUCUUCAUCAUCAUGGUGGGGAAGCAACUCAUCAACAACGUUCAGGAGUUCAUUAUCCCUAAAGUGAAGGCCUGGCAUCAGAAGAGAACUUUGGCCAAGGUGAUGGGGGAUAAGGCAGCUCAUGAGCCUCAGCGCUGGGAGGAAGACUACCAGCUGGUGGAGUGUGAAGGCCUGUUUGAAGAGUACCUGGAGAUGGUGCUCCAAUUUGGAUUCAUCACCAUCUUCGUGGCAGCGUUCCCCCUCGCUCCACUCUUCGCACUCCUCAACAACUGGGUGGAAAUCCGUCUGGAUGCCCACAAGUUUGCAUGCGAGUACCGGCGUCCGGUGGCAGAGCGCGCCCAGAACAUUGGAGUCUGGUUCAACAUACUGGAAGCCCUGUCACACCUGUCCGUCAUCGCCAAUGCUUUCCUAAUAGCCUUCACGUCAGAUUUUUUACCUCGCCUGCUCUACCAGUACAAGUUCAACAACGACCUUGAUGGAUACGUCAACUUCACCUUGGCUUACGCACCACUAAACUACACCGAGUACCCCAUGUGCAGAUAUAAAGCGUACAGAGACAACACUGGAAACUACUCACUGUUCUACUGGGAGCUUCUUGCUGUCAGACUUGGUUUUAUCAUCGCCUUUGAGCAUGUGGUGUUCUUCGUGCUGCGAGCCAUCGACUGGAUCGUACCAGACUUCCCCGAAUCCCUGGAGCUGAAGAUCAAGAGGGAGCGCUACCUGGCGAAGCAGGCUCUGGCUGAAAAUCAGGAGGCUCUGUUGGUGAGUCGAGGCCGAGGGGCCAACCCUGCCACCCCAGGCACCUCCAGCCCAGUGAAUGUUGCUGGAUGAGGACAGCAAGCGACGCGUCCUUUGGAAACAUGAGUUAGGACUCCAGCGUGGAGAACUAGUGCUUCGAGGGGAGAACGGGAGGAACACUGGAGGGAUACAAGACACUCCUUCACAUCUGGCAUAACAUCAGUGAACUUUUUCCCUCCCUGAGUGGUAUACACAUAUAUUUUUUAUUUUUUAUUCUACUCAUGUGCAUACUGCUGCACGGACAUUAUAAUAAGCAGGUGUGUAAUUGUGGCUUAACUCACCCAAAACAUAAAUAUAUUCAUACUAGGCCUAUACAGAUGACAUUUUCACAUGUGCAAGGGUCUGUCCCUGAUCACGACUUUGCUGUCCAAAUGGGUUACUGACUCUACAGUAACUAGGCCUUAUCCUGUGUGAAGGAAAAAGAAAAACACUCUGAAAAAUGUGAUUAAUAUUUGAAUAUUUGUAAUUAAUGUUUGAAUAUGCAAUUAUUUUAAGCCUGCUUACAGUCUCUGAAAACAGUUAGAAGCAAAAAAACAACUUCAAAAUCCAGACUUCCUUUGCCUGGUUAUCCCAGUCUGAUGUUUCUCUAUUGGAUCAAGUGCAUUUGUUUAUUUAUUUAAUUGUGUUGGCAGAAAUAUAAAAGUACUACAUAAAUAUACUGUAUAUAAAAAUGAAUCGUGGCUAACUUGGGGUAAACGUCAGUGGCCAAAAUGCAACAAAAAGAACAGGCACAAUAUCGAUCAUAAUGAAACCACAUCCAUACCACUAUGUGCUGACAGAACGCAGCAUGAAUUGUAAAUGCUAUCAGACUGUUUUCAGGUACUGUUGGGUCCUCUUCACACACACCUGAAACCUGCAUCAGACCUGAGGGUGACUACAAGUUAUGGAUGCAAUGGUAUCACAGUAAAUUGAUGUUAUAUGUUUUUAACAAAAUUAAAGAGUAACUUAAUCCCUCCUAAAAAAUGUUGUUUUUGAUGACAUCUUGUGGUUGAAGUUCCCACCUUGAUGCAGUGACAUCACUGUUGUUGGGUGUGGUUGCAGAUGCAACAGAGCACACUUUUGAACACACCCAACCACACCCAUCAAAUCAAGCUGGGUGUGGUCAGAGGUGGAACUUUCAACCAGAGAGGGCAGUGAAACACUGCUGUUAAGUUACUCUUUAAAAGGGUGCUCCAAUGAAGUCGGGGAACAACAAGUCCUAGUGCAUAUCAAAUUAUUAUGUUUUGUAAUGCCUUUCAUAAAGUUGUAAACUGAGAAGGUUAUUAUAAGAGUUACAAAAGGUUCAUUUUCUGCACAGAAACUGUCCUGGAUGAAUCAUCUUUACAAAGGAUUCGUAACCAUGCUGGAAAAUACCAGGAACGGUUAGUCACAAAUACUACCUGUGUACAUCAAAACAACUCCCAAGGUGUAUUUCAGUAAGAAACAUCCAAUCACUGGCCUUAUAAUUCUCUAUAUGCACUGAUGACAAUGAAUGGAAAAAAUGUAUGACAUCAUCAGGGUUAUUUUUUUCUUACAAAGUUCCUGCAGUGUGACAGACGACAUAAAAACUGAUGUGUCUGUGUAAAAUCAGUGGAGUGCCCCUCAAGGUAGAGUUGACAUUGCUGUUGUUUUCUUUAUGAUGGCCCCUUCAGGUCAAAGUACACCUACUUUUUACCACCGGCUGAUGCUGUAAAAAGGCAAAGAACCAACAUCAACAUCAUCUUUUUUUUCCCUCCCCUGUUCAUUUGUAGUCUGAUCGUGAGCACAUACAUCUUCUGUUGUCUUCACUACGAUGAAGAACAUCCACAAACAUCUACACCAUCCUCUGCAGUGUGUAUGUACAUACACAUAUACUGCACAUGUUUACUGAGCAUGUCCGUCUUUUCUACUUGAAUACUCUGCAGAGUUCCACAUGGAGGAUUUGUGAGAGUUGCUUCUGUACGAUACUGUAAACACAAGUGAAACAGGACCUCGAUAUAGAAAAUAUUUUGUGUGUGAGCUGUUUUUCAUUUAAGACCUUUUAGAACCAAAUAAAUCUAGUUUAAUGAAUGCAAAUGCCUCCUCAGCGUGGGAUUAUGAAUUGCUGAUGUGUCAGGUGGGGGAUCCUGUUCUCUUCUGUGCUGUAGGGAUCAACUUUAAUGUUAUCACAGCUUUCUAUCUACCUCCUCCACUUUCUUCUCCAUCUCUCCCACCCGCCCCCCCUCAAAGGAUGUAACCUUCUCCACGCAGCAGAGACCUGCAGACAGAUGAAGAAGACUCUGAUUUAUUAGGAGUCAGAAACAGACAGGUGUUCGUUGAUGAUUUCUCUCUUCCUCUGUCUCCUCCCCUCACAAACUCCACCGAUGGCUGUGCCUUUGGGCAACUCCUGACUUUUAUUUUAUCUUUUCUCCUCCUCUUCCUUCUCACCCUUUUCACCCAUUUCUGUACUCUCUCUCCUCCCUCUAAAUAUCUUAUUUCACUUUUGUCAUUCUUAUUUAUUUUUUUUUUACACGCUCUCUCCUCUUCUCCUUCUCCCUCCCUUUCCUCUCUCUUGGCCACAUUCAUCUUCUGAUUGUUAUGAUUGCUGCGCGUUCCUCUGCCAUGGCCUGCAGGAAGAGUGAGUUAGUACAUGUCAGCGAACACAGGUAUGCACUGUGGACACCGGCUGGCUCAUUUACCGACUGCUGGAGCGAAGAAGGAGACGAUUUCCUGCAUGAGCUGCAAAACAAAGCUCCAAACGAGCUACGAGGUAACGAUGCAGCGAACAAGACGCUGCAAUAUGGCACGUGGAGGAGACUCACCUUAAAAAAUUGCCCAAAAACAACUUAUUAAAAAGUAUUGCAUUCCUGAGAAGUCAAGUAUGAUGCAGAUAUAGCUGGGUGAUGAA